Molecule: messenger RNA, 354 nt
Organism: Cavenderia fasciculata
Lineage: Eukaryota; Evosea; Eumycetozoa; Acytosteliales; Cavenderiaceae
Exons: 2
Coding region: 1-354 (117 amino acids)
Source: RefSeq, a predicted model, not a curated record
AUGUCAAAAAAUACAAACUAUGGAUGGAACCAAUGGACAGGAGAUUGGAAGGUAUGGUGGGGAGAUGUAUUGGGGAGUGAUGCUCUCAAGCAAAGUGGCUAUGAACAAAAAAAGAGAGGUCUGACUGAAGGAGGCAAUAGAAGAAUGGAAAAGAGUGGUAGCGUAGAGGACGUUACUCAAGCUGGUUUGGGAGGUAGCAAGGGUAUGUUGGCUACCUUUUCAGCAUCCACUCCGAUUGUCUUAAAAAAUCCAAUCAUCCCAGAUGCUAAACAUCCUGCUUGGGAAAGAAAUAAAUAUGAUGAUGAAAUUUUGAGAAAAUCACAAGAAGAAAAGAUUGGUUCUGGUAGUAACUAA